AUGGAAAGAAUUCUGCAGCGCUAUGAGCUAUAUAGUGGCCCAGAAAGAGAGCUCGUGGUACCAGAUCCAGAGUUACAGGUAAGAUUUCCAUGCCGUAUCCAUCAAUAGUUGAAGAGGUCAAACAUUAAAUCCACCAUUCAGCUCAGACGGCGCUCUUCUAGAAGGCUCUCAAAAACAUUGUCCCAAAGAUUGCUGAAUUUCUUAUGGUUCUUUGAUUGCUGUGUAGGGAAGUUGGUGCUUUGAAUCUAACCAGUUAAAGGCCAAGGUAGAAGCUUUACAGAAAGCCCAGAGGUAUUCAGAUCAAAAGCAUAAGAUAGCUACUUAAUGAUCAUGCUAAUACUUGGCGUAUGAUGCUCAUAAAGACGGGUGUUUGACAGGCACUUUAUGGGAGAAGAUCUUGAGAGCUUGAACAUCAAAGAGCUCCAACAUCUGGAGCAGCUGGUGGAAGUUGGAUUGAACCAGGUGAUAACAAGGAAGGUAUGCUCCUUCGCUCAUCCUCUACAGUUAAACAAAUGCUUCUGUCGAUUUCGAGCAGAUUAGUUGAGACCUCAAAGGGAUCUGUGCUUUGCGCCGUGCUUGCUUAUCCAUAUGAGAGAUAGAUAGAGAGAGAGAGAUGGAAGAGGGGGAGAGAGAGAGAGAGAGAGAGAGAGAGAGAGAGGGGGGGGGGGGGGGCAGUAGCAUCUUUCAAAAGUGUAAGUGCACCAGACUUUCUUCAUAACUUUGGGCCUUCACAUGACCCUUUCAUGUUGUCUUUUCCUACAGAGCCAUCUGCAAUUCGAUUCCAUCUCCGACAUUCAAAGAAAGGUGCGCCCAGAUCUUACUCACAUUAGAGGAAAGCUAUCUCUGCGCCAUGAAGUGAUCCAGCGUCAUCACAUUUUUAAUUUGGUUCAAUCUAAUUAGCAUACUUCUUGAGUGAACAAUGCGACGAACCCAAUUAAUCCUCCCCCCUCUAAACUCUCUCCGAAACAGGUGGUGGCACUCCAAGAGGAGAACAACAUGAUGUGGGUCACGGUAAGUCGCUCCCCCCAGCUCCCCCCUCAAACAAAAAAUAGAGAAAGAGAAAAGAAAAAGACACGGUGAUUUCUUACCCAGAUGCUCAUUCUAUUCUCCAACCGUGCGCAGCUCAAAGAGAAAGAGCAGGCGGCCCUCUCUCUCUCUCACCACCACUCGCUCUGGGAUCAUCCGCAGCACCAGCCGCUCUACCAGAGCGCCACCAGCACCUCCUCCUCCCCGCCGUCGUUUACCGUCACCGACUCUCCCCCCACCGCGCUCAACAUCGGGUACACCCCCACCAACUACCUUCAUAUUAUCAAAACCCUCCCAACUUAUACUAGUUAGAACAUUUAUAAUACAUGACUUCAUUUCUGUUUAUAUCCUUUAUCACAUCUCUCUCUCUCUCUCUCUCUCUAGUGAGAGAUUUAACCGUCUGCUGUGACGCAGGUUCUUGCAGCCGACCGUCGAGGAGCCGGCGCUGCCGCCGGCGACAAAGCUGCCGGCGUGGAUGCUCAGCCACAAGAACGGGUAG
Spirodela intermedia is the source of this 1525-nucleotide messenger RNA. The record is from the annotation of a GenBank genome assembly. NCBI's taxonomy places the organism in Eukaryota, Viridiplantae, Streptophyta, Magnoliopsida, Alismatales, Araceae.